AAUACAUGAACUGCUCCUUUAAGGAAUCACGUUGUCGUUACGUCAGGGGAACAGCGAAAGAACAAAAUGGAGGAGUACGCCAGAGAACCAUGCCCCUGGAGGAUUGUGGACGACUGUGGGGGAGCUUUCACCAUGGGAGCUAUUGGAGGAGGAAUAUUUCAGGCGGUUAAAGGCUUCAGAAAUGCACCCUCGGGGAUGAGCCACAGAAUGAAGGGUAGCAUGACAGCCAUCAAGACCAGGGCCCCACAGCUUGGAGGUAGCUUCGCUGUAUGGGGAGGUCUGUUCUCCAUGAUUGACUGUGGUUUAGUCAAAGUGCGAGGGAAGGAAGACCCCUGGAACUCAAUAACAAGCGGGGCCAUGACAGGAGCUAUCCUGGCUGCAAGAAAUGGACCAGUAGCGAUGGUUGGCUCUGCAGCCAUGGGAGGUAUUCUGCUGGCGUUGAUAGAGGGCGCUGGAAUCCUACUUACUAGGUUUGCCUCUUCACAGUUCCCAACUGGUCCCCAGUUUGCAGAGGAAGCUGCCCCUGCUCCCAUGCCGAGCCCUGCUUUCGGGGACUACAGACAAUAUCAGUGAUAGGACCUCCCCCUCCCUUUAUCCACUAGUCCUUUUUGAAUUCCUUGCUGAAGUUACAAAGAAGAAAUUGAGGUGCAGAACACCCGACUUUAUGGACUGUGACAGAGACGUGAAGGACAAAAACACAUCUUCAUUUUCCUCCUCAACGCCAUGUACAGAUCUGCCUUUCGCCAUUCUCAGCCUUGUCAUGUGCAUCUGUUUCGCCUGUCACCUGUUAAAUACAGACAUGUGGUGGGUUGUUGGGGACGAGGUGUGCUGUUUUAUUUAGUUCACAUACAGUAUGUCCUGCAUGUAUCCUGACAGAUAAGCUCUUAUAGCACUGAAACAAACCCACAUGUCCCAAAUGGAUCCCAAUGAGUUAUAGAAGUAUGACACUCAUAUGUAUAUACAGUAAAGGAUUUCCUCCGGUGUUCAGUUAUGUCCUUGUUUGCUUACAGUGUCACAUGCUUGGGCUGGCCGACAACACAUAGCUAGCCUUUUAAUUUAGUUUUACUCAGUUUUGAAGGCAAACAAUAGAACAGAAACAAAGCCAUUCCUGGAAUAUCAGUUUCUUUUAAAGUGAUUUAUUUAUUUUAGUAGACUGUAAAGGGUCGUAUCAGAUUGUUCUAUUUUAUGUGACAGUGAUUUUACAUUCGACACAGGUGUGGAAGAGACUGCUGAUGACAAAGGAUGGCGCAGGUAGUUGAAAUGAAUGGAGAAACUCAAGCAAGGGAUUAAUGCAUUAAAUCUGUAUUACAGAUUGUGCUAUGGUACAAUAAAGAAAUUACUUGUAAAGUG
Molecule: messenger RNA, 1350 nt
Organism: Mugil cephalus (flathead mullet)
Lineage: Eukaryota; Metazoa; Chordata; Actinopteri; Mugiliformes; Mugilidae
Gene: timm17a
Product: translocase of inner mitochondrial membrane 17 homolog A (yeast)
Exons: 6
Coding region: 67-573 (168 amino acids)
Biological process (GO): protein import into mitochondrial matrix
Cellular component (GO): mitochondrial inner membrane; TIM23 mitochondrial import inner membrane translocase complex
Molecular function (GO): transmembrane protein transporter activity
Source: RefSeq, a predicted model, not a curated record